UAGCCGGUGGUAGUUGUGAGUUGCUAUUACCUUUCUGAGCCAUCUCCUAAUGGCGAAAACACAGAGACCAGGAGUGUGUUACCCUACACCUAAGGAUCUGGAAUACGUAAAUUCUGAAUAUGGAAAGAAUGCGGUGAGGCUCCUGUACAUUCGACGAGAGGGCAAGAUACACUGCAUCAAAGAACUGGAAAUCUCUUUACAUAUAAGACUGAAUAGUGUCAAUGAAUAUGUGAAUAGUGACAAUUCAUGUGUCAUCCCCACAGACACCAUCAAAAAUACAAUCCAGGCUUUGGCAAAAUGUCGAGGGAUCAGAACAAUAGAAGAAUUUGGCCUCGAGCUGUGUGAGCACUUUCUCACACAAUAUUGCCACGUGAUAUAUUGCAACGUCUUUAUCCAAGAGGUACCAUGGCAACGCCUGGAAAAGGAUGGCGUCCCGCAUGCCCAUGCUUUUCUCUAUAGUUCAGAAGGAGUUCGCUUUUGUGAAGUGGAACGGAAUUUGAACUGUCCCCCAAAUGUUUUCUCUGGCAUCAAGGAUCUGAAAAUUAUGAAGACAACCCAAUCUGGCUUUUCAGACUUCUUCAAGGAUAAAUACACCACGCUCCCAGACAGAAGAGACCGAGUGUUGUCAGUAGAAUCGUUGAUCAAGUGGUGCUAUGGUGACUGCACAGGAGGCUUUGACUAUGACUGCAUAUGGAGAACUGCCCAUGAAGCUGCCCUAGAUGCCUUUGCUGGACCACCUGAAUCAGGCCAUUACUCGCCUUCUUACCAGAGGACUGUCAACCGUAUUCAGACGUACAUCCUGGAUAGGAUUCCACAGGUUGAUGAGGUGGAAGUGAUCAUGUCCAACAUCCACUAUUGUGUUGCAGAUCUAGACAAACUGGGAUUGACCAAUGACAAGGAGAUCUUGACUCCUCAAGAUACACCAUUUGGCGCUUGUGCAACUACAUUGCGUAGGAAGAAGUGCUCAGAGGGAGAGUGCCCACAACCGAUGGAAUGCAAGCCCCGUCACAGUGUCUCAUGGAAGUCUGACCAUAUGAUGAAGUGAGCAGCCUGCUCCCUCCUUAUCAGAACAUCACAUUUAGCAAAACUGAUCUUUUAUUGCCAUGUGUUUUGCUCCGUACUUUUCUCCAUAGUACUAUAGCUCCAUAUGUAAAUGCAACUGAACUUUUUAGGGAUUGCAUAAAGGAAAUCAUAUGCUGACAUCACGAUGAAUUUCCUUUUGCUUCAUUUGAAAAAAAAAAUUGAACAUUCAAAGAAGCUCAUCUAGAACAGAAUGAUUUUUGCAAGCUUCUUUUACAAAUUAACGUAUUAGGGAAGGUUUGUAUAGGUUUUUUGCAUACAUGAAGCUGCUCAGUGAGUUCUUUAAAACAAUUAGCAAUUCUUUUGAUUAACAUUGAGAAGAUUAUAUAUGAU
Molecule: messenger RNA, 1413 nt
Organism: Euleptes europaea (tarantolino)
Lineage: Eukaryota; Metazoa; Chordata; Lepidosauria; Squamata; Sphaerodactylidae
Product: uricase-like
Exons: 8
Coding region: 50-1045 (331 amino acids)
Biological process (GO): purine nucleobase catabolic process; urate catabolic process
Cellular component (GO): peroxisome
Molecular function (GO): urate oxidase activity
Source: RefSeq, a predicted model, not a curated record